AUGGAACAGGCCUCAAACAUUGGUGAUACUCGAAAACUGCGCCAAAUUAUCCGCCAAGUUAGUGGUGAGCCCUCGACAGUGACCAACUCUGUUCGUCAUACGAACCUCGGCUUUAUUGCUGACAAAUCAACCAAGGUCGAUCGCUGGCGUGGGCACCUCAAACACCUUGUCAACUUUGUUGGACAACCCAUCACACCCUUGCCCUCCUCCCCAGCGCAGAUUUAUCUCUCCAACCUAUAUAGUGUCAUGCAACCCACCGCCUUCCGAAGAAAUCGCUAAUACAAAACAAACGCUGCGCAACAAUAAGGCUCCCGGAGCGGACAGUAUUUCCGCUGAAAUCUGCAAGUCCUGUGUCGACAUCCUGACGCCAAAUCUGCUGCCGAGGAUUGUCACACGGAGAAAAGUGCAGUCCGUGGCAUCAUUAACGCCGACGCAUCCAGUACAGGUAAGUUCAAGUCAGAAGGCGUGGGAUCCAAAAGAUCUUGAUCUUUCUUAAAUGAGCAGGCACCAACAACGCGAGUUUUGUCCCAGGCCAUUUUACUUCCAGUUUUAAGCUUAUAUUUGCAAAUAUGUGUAAGAAUAUCUGAGAUUCAGAAAUCUUAUUAUGUUCAGCCUCUCCCGAAAAAGAGGAGGAGGAAGAAGAAGAAGAAGAAGAAGAAGAAGAAGAAGAAGAAGAAGAAGAAGAAGAAGAAGAAGAAGAAGAAGAAGAAGACAAAAGUAUAUGAACCGGAAUAUAUUUGGACUGACGUUACGAAUCUUCCUCGUUUUCGUCAAAAGAUGAUGGUGCUGAUACUUCAAUAGCAGGAAGAAUUAACACACCACUCCAAUGAGGAAAACGAUGAAGAUUCCGAAACACCAGUCCAAAUAUAUUCCGGUCCAUGAACUCGUACCUUCUUUUUCAUCGUCUUCGGGGGGUGGUGAACAAAGUCUAUAUAUAUGUAUAUAUAUGCAGAAUAUUAUUACCGACAAAGACAAGGAAGACUAGAAUGGCCAUUUCUGGUUUAUUAGCCGCCGUCAGCCAGCCAUACAAAAACUCGAAGUGUGAAACACCCGAGCCUCGAACUCGCGAACUGUUGGUUUAGAAGUCUACGCCUCUACCCACCGGACCACGAGCACGUUGCCCUGUCGGUUUUCGAUCGGGAAUAUACAAUGGUAGGGGGCGCUCAUCGAUCGUUCAUACGGAACUCACUCGUUCCGUUGUGCCUUAAGGGCUCUCUCUCGAGCCCAACCAGCAGCCGCACAGCGACGCAUGAUAUAUAGGCACAACGAGUGAGUUUCGUAUGAACGAUCGGUGAGCGCUCCCUACCAUUGUAUAUUCCCGAUCAAAAAAAACCUAUAGGGCAACGGGCUCGUGGCCCGGUGAGUAGAGGCGUUGACUUCUAAACCAACAGGUCGCGAGUUCGAGGCUCGGGUGUUCCACACUUCGGGCUUGGGUAUGGCUGGCUGACGACGGCUAAUAAGCCAGAAAUGGCCAUUCCAGCCUCCCUUGUCUUUGUCGUUAAUAUCAUUCUGCCUAUAUAUCAUGCGCCGCUGCAAGGCUGCUGGUUGGGCUCGAAAGAGGGCCCAUAAGACACCACGGACGAGUGAGUUCCGUAGAAACGACCGGUGAGAGUUCCCCCAACCACUACAUAUAUAUACAUACUUAGGAAGGGCAUGCGUAAACACGAGGGACAGAGAGUCACUUCAGUGGAAGAGGAACUUGUGUCCGUUAAUGCGUGUCCCACGACGUAGGCCUGUUUGGCCAAUAUAAACAUGAAGACAGUUGGCACACAGGAUGUGGUAAAUGACACUAGUUUGUUGUUCUUUGGGCAGCAGGUUCUUUGUUCGGCAUAAUGUUACGCGUAGAGAGGAUGCGGGCUUGUGGGCGAUGGAGAUGCCAAAACGUUUCAACUGUUAGGAGAUCGUUUCAGAAAUGCUUAGAAUAUACAGCAAUGAGUAGAAUUUGCGCGGCACUUUAUUAGAGUCAAGACUUUGUGGCUGUCUCUGGCGUCUGAGACAAUUUUUUUACAAAACUGGUCGGAUAUUCGUCGAUUCAGAAUAACCGAUGUGAGUAGACCGGUUCUUUCUUACAUAAGUCAUUACUGCUGCAGAUAUGGAAGCCCCGAUGGAAAAGAGUGAGAGCACAGCUUCUUUUAUUGGCCGCAGAAUGAUUGCUUCCACAGUUAAGAAUGAUUUUGACAUUAGGGUCUUUUUGGCGGACGCUCGUUGCAAGGUCGCCAUCACUGAGUGUUUAUAUACUUAUAUUUAAAAACGGGAGGGUAUCUCCUGUUGCUUCUUCUCGGGUAAACUGUAUAGCCGGGAAGACGCUUUUUAAGUUCUGGUGUACCACAUCAGUUAUUCAACAUAUUUCUGGGCGUCGAACGCUUAUCCUUACCAGACGUUGGGAGAAAUUUGCACAGAGGCAGGUGACGCCUUACGAACAGUUAACUUUUCUCCACCGCUGUCGCGAUCAUGGUGUCCUACCGAAGUCCCUCCGAUUCAAGCCCACCCUACCCAAUGAGACCGGAAGACGACUUGCACGCAAGUAUUGAUUUCGUGUUUUGAGUGCCACUAUAUCCGACGUCCACCAUCGUCUUUGCCGCUUCGAAGCAACAAUCUCUGACCUUAGAAGCCGAUGCGCCUAAUACUUACCCGAUAACCUCAUUUCACAAAUACUUCACCGAAUAAACGCCACAACCAAAGACGCCAGAAUGAAAAAAACGGGCCGAUCUGCAAAGGAAACUACAGUCUCUUCUUUGCACGGCCAGCGAAAACCGAAUAUCUACGAAGGUUGCUAAUCUUUCGAAAAGGGAUCUAACCUCCACUGAAAUCAGCCUCCUGUCUAAGGGAAUAAGAUUCAGUCACACCGAUGCUGCAUCUACGGACUUCCUAGCCAACCUUGAAUCCCUCCUACUGACCUCCGACGUCCCUGAUGACAUGUGUGAGGACAUUCGCAGUUGCGCCACUGGUCUCCUAUGACAGAGGCAACUCCAUUAAACCCUACCGACCGAAGAGGAAAAGGCGUUGCGAUCGCUGAGGACAGACGGCAAAAUAGUUAUUAUGUCUGUUGACAAAGGAGGAGCAACCGUUAUUAUGGACAAGGCUGACUACGUCAACAAGGCAAACCAAAUCUCCGAUGAUAGGGAAGCCUAUGCGUCACUCGAUGUAGAUCCAACGAAAAAACAAGCCGCGGCUAUCAAGAAGAAGGUGAAUGAGCUUGCCCGAUUGAAGCUCAUAAGCCCCGAUGACAGCAGAUCUAUGGCCCUCAGUGACCCCCCGUAUCGCACGUGCGUACGGUCCUCCCAAGGUGCACAAGACAGAUGCGCCGAUGAGGAUCAUUGUGCCACUUAUUGUAUCCCCUACUAACAACCUUGCCAAGUGGUUAUACAGACACUUAAAGCACCUCACAAAUGGAUCGCAGUACAGCAUCAAAAAUUCUCAGGCUUUCCUACAAAAGAUCCAAGGCCUUGAAGUAAGUCCUGACGAAUGCCCUGUUUUCUUCAAUACUGCAUGACCUAACGAUUGACAGCGUAGCCCGAUGUCUAGGGCAAAGUCCCAUUGGCAUUCCAACACAGCAUGUUCUAGACAUGCUUAAGCGUUGCCUCAAGAAUUUUUGUCAGUUCGAUGACAAGUACUAUCAACAAGUAAAGGGCACCCCAAUGGGCUCCCCAAUAUCAGGGCUGCUUGCAGAACUAGUCUUGCAGCGACUUGAACAGGAUGUUGUGCAAACCUUCGAACCAAAAAUGUGGCUCCGCUACGUGGACGACAUAUUUGUCAUCAUAAAGGCCAACGAAGUUGAGCGAUUACACCAGAACUUAAAUAGCGUCUUCCUGGCUAUAGAGUUUACUCGAGAAUAAGCAACAGGAGAUACCCUCUCGUUCUUAGAUGUGAGCAUACAAAGACUUAGUGAUGGCAAACUAGCAACAAGCGUCCACAGAAAGGACUCUAGUGCUGAAAUCAUAUUUUACUAUGGGAGCAAUCAUCCUGCGGCCCAUAAACGAAGCCGUGUCCGCACUCUUUUCCAUCGGGCCUAUCACAUUUGCAACAGUGGUGACUUUCUUAAGAAGGAAUUGGUCUACUUUCAUCGGUUAUUCCGGCCCAACGGAUAUCCUGUCGGUUUUGUAAAGAACUGUCUCAGACGCCGGAGACAACUACCAAGCCCCGAAUCUAAUUGAGAUAGAGUGUCACAGAAUUUCUAUUCACUGCCGUGCAUUCAGGGAAUUUCUGAAACACUCUCCCGACAAUUAAAACGCUUUGGCAUCUCCAUUGCACAUAAACCCGCAUCUUCUCUACGCGAGGCAUUAUGUCGAGUAAAGGACCCGGUGCCCAAAGAACAAAUUACUAACGUCAUCUACCGUAGACCGUGCGCCAAUUGCCCUUCUAUUUAUAUUUGCCAUGCAGGCCGAUGUCUUGGGACUCGCAUUAACGGGCAUAAGUUCGUCCUCCUCUGAAGUGACCCUCUGUCCCUCGUGUUUACGCACGCCCUUGAACAUGACCACCGCUUCAAUUGGGACGGUACUGAAGUGAUCGCAAGGGCUAACACCAGACAGGCGCGAUAAUUCCUCGAAGUUUGGCAUUCUGGCACGACCAGCAUCAACCGCCACGUCGAUCUAGACGCUCACUACGAGGGCUUACGUACACGCUCACAGUCUUGUUCCCACACCCUAACAACUGCUAACCCCCCCUCGGCCACAUAGACUAUGCUGUUUCGACAUUCCGCUCCCUCCCCCCUCCUUGCGACACGGUGAACAACAACCGAAACUCCCUAACACCUCCAACGCCGGCGCAAUGCCCCUGACCUCAGCCCGCAUCAGUGACCAGCCGCCCGCAUUCCCACUGAUCCGUAAUCCCCCGCGUUUUCUCCACCUCCAACACUGGGAGCCCUAA
Messenger RNA from Spirometra erinaceieuropaei, 4866 nucleotides. NCBI's taxonomy places the organism in Eukaryota, Metazoa, Platyhelminthes, Cestoda, Diphyllobothriidea, Diphyllobothriidae. The record is from the annotation of a GenBank genome assembly.